Molecule: messenger RNA, 11331 nt
Organism: Scatophagus argus
Lineage: Eukaryota; Metazoa; Chordata; Actinopteri; Scatophagidae
Product: transcription factor 4-like
Exons: 19
Coding region: 879-2984 (701 amino acids)
Biological process (GO): regulation of transcription by RNA polymerase II
Cellular component (GO): transcription regulator complex
Molecular function (GO): RNA polymerase II cis-regulatory region sequence-specific DNA binding; DNA-binding transcription factor activity, RNA polymerase II-specific; protein dimerization activity
Source: RefSeq, a predicted model, not a curated record
UGACCCAAUCCAGAUCAAAACCAGCCAAUCACCGCACCAAUCAGCCAAUCAAUCAAACCAACAAGGCACUUUUUUUUUCCCCUUUCAAACUUAUUUAUUUUUCUUGCAGAUUCUCCGCUCUGUCCUACAGCAGCAGCAGCAGCAGCCGCCGCUCGGUGCUCGGCGCGGUGGUGUUAGACGAGACUGUAAGCUAGGUGGCCGCACGAACACAUUUAUCACACCGAGGCAGUGCCAGACGCACAUGGGAUCCGUCCUGCGUGCCCGGGGAUCUUCAGCACCCUCAGCCGAGCGGAGGGGACCCUCAGCCCGGUCAGGAGCAGCGCUCAGCCGUGCCUGGACUCUUCCUCUGACACUACACACAUACACACUCACACAAAACAUUUCUGAGGUGAUCUUUUUCCUCCCCGAGAGGCUCGCGGAGACACAGCGUCUUAUUUAUUUAUAUCGUGUGUGAGCCUGACAGUCAGCCGCGGCGGACUAACUGCGUCUUAGCGCGGAGAGGUCGGACUUCUUUGGCUGGAGAAAACACACCAAAAAUACGCGAAAAGACUGCCGUCCUGUCGUCGUCGUCCACCCCCCCUAGUCUUUUAUUUCCUGUCAGUUGUUUUUUUUUUUUCUUGCGAUUUAUUUCCUGCUGCCAAACCAGGAACCCGGGACUGAGCCCCUGCUCCGAGGAUGAAAGAAAACUAGAUUUGUGAUCGAGGGUUUGAGGUUGUUUUACUGGAUUUAUUUCGCUGUGGAGGAAAAGAGAUCCGGGAGCGGAGCGGUGCGCAAAAAGCCGAGGUUUUCCUUCAGUCUUCUCUCCUCUCCCUCCCUCUAUCUCUCCAUCUAUCAAUCUGUCUACCUAUCCUCUUCUAUCUAUCUCUCCGUUUGUUUCCAUGUUUUUAGGUCCGUGCGAUUUUGCUAAAAUGCAUCAUCAACAGCGAAUGGCAGCUUUGGGAACAGACAAGGAACUGAGCGACUUACUGGAUUUCAGCGCGAUGUUUUCCCCUCCUGUUAGCAGUGGAAAGAACGGCCCGACCUCCCUGGGGAGCGGACAUUUCUCCGGCUCAAAUAUGGAGGAGAGAACGAGUGCAGGGUCAUGGGCCAGUGGGAGUCGUUCUUCAAAGAGUUAUGCAGAUGGCUCUCAGUACAUGGCAUCACAUGACAGCCUCUCACCUCCCUAUGCCAACUCCAGGCUAACAGGUAAAACAGAGAGGAGUUCAUAUUCGUAUGGCAGAGAGUCCAACCCUCACUGUCACCAGUCAAUACUGGGCGGCGAGUUGGGUUUGGGGAGUCCCGGCGCGGCGUCGCCCACCAAGCCGGCUGGUCAGUACUUCCAGCACUACAGCUCCAACCCACGGAGGAGAGCGUUGCCUAUGGACACCAUGGAGGUUCACACAAAAAAGGUGCGGAAGGUCCCUCCCGGCUUGCCAUCCUCAGUGUACGCUCCGUCUGCCAGUACAGCCGACUACAACAGAGACUCACCGGGCUAUCCCUCCUCCAAACCUCCCAGCUCUGGCUUCCCAAGCUCAUUCUUCAUGCCAGACGGUCACCACAGUGGUGAUCCCUGGAGCAGCAGUAGUAGCAGCAUGAGCCAGCAGGGUUACCACGGCAGCAUGCUGGGGUCCGGCAACUCUGCCCACGGCCCCGCCCAGAGCUCCUCCUACUGCGGGAUACACCCUCACGACAGAUUGAGCUACCCCUCACACACGUCUGCAGAUAUCAGCUCCAGCCUUCCUCCUAUGUCCAGCUUCCACCGAGGGGGAGGGAGCGGGGGCGGGGCCAAUCACUACAGCACUGCUUCUUGCACAGCCCCCACCAAUGGCACAGACAGCAUCAUGGCUAACCGAGCACAGAGCUCAGCAGCCAGCAGCUCUCAGACAGGAGACGCCCUAGGCAAAGCACUCGCAUCCAUCUACUCUCCGGACCACACGAACAACAGCUUCUCGUCCAAUCCCUCCACCCCAGUUGGCUCUCCACCUUCCCUCACAGCUGCCAGCUCAGCUGUCUGGUCGAGAAAUGGCGGACAAGGAGCAUCAUCGCCAAAUUAUGAAGCUCCACUCCAUUCUCUGCAAAGUCGUAUCGAGGACCGUCUGGAGCGUUUGGACGAUGCCAUCCAUGUGCUGCGGAGCCACGCAGUUGGACCGUCCACGGGUAUGACCAGCGCUCACAGUGACAUGCACAACCUCAUAGGUGCCGCACAUACGCACAACGGUGCUAUGGGAGCUCUGGGAACCGGGUACGGAACGGGACUGCUGUCGGCCAACAGACACUCCCUCAUGGUGGGCUCUCACAGAGAAGAUGGCAGCGGCGUGGGCGGUUUGCGUGCCGGACACUCGAUGGCGGGUCAGGUGCCGGUGCCUCAGCUGCCCGUUCAGUCAGCCACCUCGCCGGACCUCAGCCAGCCCGACCCGUAUCGUGCCCUGUCCGGAGGCCUCCAGGGCCAGAGCACCUCCUCCAUCAGUUCGGAGAUCAAGUCUGAGGACGAGGGGGACGAGAACCUCCUGCAGGACGCGAAGCCUCUGGACGGCAAGAAGGACGACACCGACAGCAAGGAGCUCAAAGCUAUUGAUAGCAACAACGAUGAUGAGGACCUGUCUCCGGAGCAGAAGAUGGAGAGGGAAAGGGAACGGAGGAUGGCCAACAACGCGCGGGAGCGUCUGCGUGUCCGUGACAUCAACGAGGCAUUCAAGGAGCUGGGCAGGAUGGUUCAGCUGCACCUGAAGAGUGACAAACCGCAGACCAAGUUACUGAUCCUGCACCAGGCCGUGGCUGUUAUCCUCAGUCUGGAACAACAAGUCCGCGAGAGAAACUUGAACCCCAAGGCAGCCUGUCUGAAGCGUCGUGAGGAAGAGAAAGUCACCGUGACAUCUGACGGGGCUCCCCUGUCAUUGGCCGCUGCACACCACGCCGCCGCAGCCAUGGGCGACGGGUCAAACCCCUUGGGACAAAUGUCAAAGGUGCCAGAGUUCAUCAAGAUGAUGAGUGACCAUUUCCUCUGACGCCGUUUUCCUGACAACCUGGCAAUCGAUCAAACCUGUUGUUGCUUCAGCCUGACCAAUCAGAUUCUGUGGAACUUCAGCCUGACCAAUCAGAUCAGCCUCUUUCUCUCUUCUCGUCUGUUGUCUCUGAUCCUCUUCUUCGCUUCUGUCUCCUUCUUUUGUCGAGAACAUGGACUGCAGAGUCACAUUAGUCGCUUUUGUCACUUUGCAUCUCCAGCCGAAGUGAACUGGAUGCUACUUUGUGGAGACCUUGAAACAGCCGCUGUAACAUGGCUGCUACAAAGUGGCAGUCUGUGGGAGCCUUUGACAUAAAAUGACAGCAAUGGACUAAAGUCUUUGGAAUUACAUCAUCCAAGAAAUUAUUCUUCUUUUACCACUUGUUUUAUCAGCAUUCCCAGUUUUAAAAAAGACAAAGGUUCUACCUAUAGUAUAUAUAUGAGAAAAGGAAAACACGACUAAAAAACUUGUUAAAAAGUGCAACUGGAUGCGGGCAGUGAGUUGGGGAGUGAUGUUCAGUAUGGAGAAAAACAUAUCACAAAUCGUUUUUUGUUUGUUUGUUUGAUUUUUGUUGUUGUUGUUGUUGUUGUUUUGUUUUUGUUUUUUUCAAAAAAAGCAAACAUUUCGCAGCUGUUGUUGAAUGCAGCUUCAGCGCGUCUCUGACUGAAUGGCAAUCUAACACCACACUGUGGAUGAAGCUGUGCCUGAUCUCCUCUCGGAUGAAAACCAGUCAGAUAGAUACACAUGGAGAAAGCAAAGCAAACAAAACUAAGACAAAACAAAAAAAAAAUUAGAACAGAAAAGUUCCAGGAAGUAUCAAUGGAACCAAGGACUUCCCUUUAGAAACCACAUAUUUUCACAGCUUCAAAUGAAAAAAGAAGAUGAUAUUAAGAAUCGGUUGCAACCCAUCUGCUUUAUGGAGGCACUUGAUAGGCCGAAAUAUCUGAACAAAAAUUUAGUUUGCAAAUGCUUUUUGACUAUCAUAGAUGCCUAGAAAGAAGCGGGGGUAAACGAGACACAUAGAGGUAACUCAUUCCUCCCCUUCUUAUGCAUUCCUUUGAAAACUGCAAAUAUUUACAACAGACUUUCAGUGUGAAAAUAUCUGAACAUGUUUUUAUUAGAGUUUUAUGCUGAUGUUGCCACGUUGACUUUGUUUAGCAAACACAGUGACAUUGUUUAACAAAGUGCAAAAUUGCACAAACUAACAUUUUAGCGACAACAUGAACACAAAGACCUGGUCAGUAACCAAAUGACCUAUGUGUAUCUACCGAGAGGAAGAGAAUACCUAGAGAAUCAAUCAAUCACAGAAUCAGUUAAUCAAUCAAUCAAUGAGUGACUCUAGAGGGACUGGGGUGUUGUUACUGAAGAGAGACAGUAGAGGAAUUACAGAAGGCAGGGAGGAAGAAUCUUGAUGUAAUGAAAAAUUGUACUUCUAAACCUUCGGUUUGUGGAGCAGGUUUGAAAACAAUGAGAGAAAGGAAAAGCUAACAUCCCAAAUCAGAGUCCCUUGUCAGAUAUUCAUCAGCAUGUGCAGAGCAGGCAGCGUUGGAAAUGUUGGCUGAAAUCAAAUGAUUAUUGGGCAGAUGGUUGAGAGGAUGGACAGAUGAUGAAAACGAUGAAGGGAAGGGUUGCACUGAAUGCUGAAGAAAAUUCUAUUCCAUGUUUAGCACAUUCCCUGAAUCAUGAUCACUCUAUUUAUAUGAAGUGCUCCCCAUGUCCUGAAGACCUGAACUAUGAGAGGCUUGUGAGUCAUGGAAGGGUAAGGAGAAAAGCAGAACUGAAGUGGGCCAACAUCCUGCAGACCUGGAAAUAAGGAGGCAGAGAAGGAAAAACAGAUAAUCCAGAGGUCUAAAUGAUGACAACGCUGCAGGGGAAGCAAGGGGAACAAUCAUUGGGGUGAGGGGUGUUUAAUUUUCUUCUAGGGGCCAAGCAGCAGUAGUCAAAUCAUUCCUGGAUCGGAUUCAUCAGAUUCCCUCAUGUCCUCAUUUAAUAUCUGGCAUAUCAGAACCCUAAACCUCUAACCUCAACCCUCAGCCCAGAGUAACAUCCUUGAGAGACUUUCUGAUUGACAUUUAAUGUUUGUGCCGUUGUGUCUUGAUUUGGUUGAUUUGGUCAUAGCAGCAGCUAUAGCAGCAGUGUUGAGAUCCUUUGGGUCCCCAGAUUGUUCUUGUUUGUCAGUUGUCAUGAGUCUGGUAUGAGUCCAGCAACCAGACAUGUCUGACAUAGGGCCAAGACAUUUUGAUUACUGCAAUUUGCUCAAAAUACAUAGGAAUUCAAAACAUUUGAUGACAAUAGGCAUACUGUAACCAUCUGAAACCAAAUUAGUAGUCUGAGAGAGAUCCAAUCCAGAAGUCUAAACAACCAAUACAGAAUAUCACUUCAUAAUUUUAGAGUGCUGCCUCUUGUAUAUAGACUUAUCUAGGUUUGUGCUGAAGUCAACAUUGACUUGAGAGUCAGACAGGAUUGAGUAAGAAACUGACAGGAUUAGAAUAGGACAGGACUGGCAGGGACAAAUGUCACGACCAGGUGAGACCAAUAGUAAAUGAAUCAGGGGCCGAUAGGUCAGGAAGGAAACUUACUUAAUGUUUAUUGCAUUGCUAUGCAUCAGGGUCAAAGAUAAAGGUAACAGCGAUAUGUGCAAGAACAUCUAUUGUGUUCGUGAAUCUGAAAGUCCCCUCUCGCCCUCACCCCAAUUUGAACCCUCCUCUGCCUAGGCUUGUGUUUAAUCCCCAGUCCCAGUGUUGUCUUCUCUGCUGACCCUAGCCUUAUGAGCCCUAAAUCAGAGCCCUAACCCCUCUCCCCAGCCUCUUGCCCCACCGAAGCAUUCCCGCAGAUGCAAUUUGAACAUUAACAAUUCUACCGAUGUGCCUUUUUAGAGUUCAUAUCAUUCGAGUUGCCAGAGGAGGACAUUUACCUGGUCUUUUAAUAGGAUGCAAGCUUAGGGAAACCUGUUCUUAGUCGUUAGGUUCUAUGCAGUCAGGUUUUUUACCAGACCUGGGAAUUUAAAAAAAGCUAAAAAGGAAAAAAAAGUAUUUUUUGGAUAAAAAAAACAAAAAAACUAAACUGUAUUUAAUGUACUGUACGCUUAUAUGUAAGUAGACAGCGUGUUCUGGCUUCAAGCCCAUGAGACAGACGCUUGAUUUAGCAAGACAAGCCCCCAUCCCAGUCCUUUCCAUAUCCCCAAAUCCUCUAUAACCCCAGCCCUUUCCGUUCCAAGCCCCAGCCCUGUUUCCAUGGUGAACAACGCGUCUCUUCUUGUAUUAUAGCUUAUCAGCUUUUUAUCAAUAUUUGAUCGGCUUGUCCGUAAGCCAAUGUAGUCUUCAGUACAAAGUGUGUGGUUGUAUGUUGUAAAAAAAUUUCUUUUUCUCUCUCUCUCCCUUUUUUAAGAAGAACCUUUUCUCUUAUUACUUUUUCUUUGUCUGUUAUGGUUUACAUGUCUAUUAUAGAAAAUGUAAAAACAAAACAAAAACGAAAAGCAACACAAUUCGCUAUCUGACAGCAUUCUUCUCUUUCGAUCAUCAUUUUGACGCGGUUAAAAUCCUACCCAAUCAACAGGAUGGCACGGAAACUGGAAAAGAAUCUAUUUGAAUAAAUCAAUCUAUAUAUAAAUGUACAAAAAUAUAUACGAUAUAUAAAGAGGGUGCCAUUUUCUGUUAUUUUUUUAUUUUAUGUUUCAAAGAAGUGUUUGCUUGGGGAGGAAUUAUUUUCUCAAAGACUGAACUGGGAGAAGUUGGCGAGGCCCCUCAGUGUUAUAAAUUUUCAACUGACUUUGUUGUGUUUCGCCGUUGUUGCCAUGACAACACUCUCUGACUAGUACGGCACCCUGCGCAGGACAAAAUGGGACCGGAGUUCCAUCAGCUCCAUUCACUGCUAUCUAUCCAAGGCAACAACACACAGACGUUUGUAAAUUGUAUGCAACAAAAAGGCAAACUUUACCAUUAUUUUGAAAUUGUGUAUGUAAAAGUUAUAUUUUUACAUGUAGACUGUUGUUAUUUUGUGUUUUAGAAAUAUGUUGUAUUGGUUUUUUUUGUUAAAAGAUGAAAAAGUAAAAUUCAGUGUGUGUUGAAAAAAAUGUGUCACAUUGAAACUGUAGUGAGGUCAAAAUUUCAGAAUCUUUUUUUUUUUUUCUUUUUCUCAACAUUAUGUUUAUUAUCUGUGGGGAACAUUUCUGAUGGUUUGUGGGAGGAAUCAGAAAUCAUAAAAGAUAUAUGAUAUUUGUUUAAUUCUCCAUGCCUCAUGACAUUACCAUUUUUAAUUGUAUUUUUUGCAGAGAAAUGUGUAAAUAGUCAUAAAACAUUUUCUUUGGGGUUUCUGUGGGGUGAGGACUUGCCAGUGAGACGCGAUGAUGCUGAACUUGUUUUGUGAGGUUGUAUUUGUCCGAUUAGUAGCCAGGUGCCAACUAUUAGUUUCGGUCAAUGGUGCUCAGUACUGUAUAUGGUUUUGGUUGCUGACCAUCUGAAGUGUAAGUCAAAUUAUUGUCUUUGCUUGCACCAAGAAUCACUUGUGUCAGAGCCAGCUUGAGCCAUUUUUUACCAUCAUGUGAAGAAUUAAUUUUGAUUUUAUAACAACAUAUAUAACAACAAAAAAUCUGGCAUGGGAAAUACUAUUAGGGAACGUGCAAAUGCAAAAAAAAAAAAAAAUCUCAUAAAAAUAUAGUACUACAUAUCAUCACUCAAAAGUUCACAAUCUGAUUUUGUUUUGUACCUGAAAAAAUGUGUUUAGAUGAUCCAUUUUUAUAAGGUAGUAUAACAAAAUCGAUGAUUUUAUGUUUUAUUACAUAAAUCAUGAGGAAAACUGUGUUACCCAAAGAGAGUUCACAAAUUCACUUCCCUGUAGUUCCCUCUGGUGGCUUUGGGCCGGUUCUGACUCCAGUGCAUUCAUUUCUGUCAAGAUGGGUUGUAAAUGUUGAUUAAAUGAAAGAGCCUCAGCACCUGAUUCAAGGUUAAUAUAUUAAAAUAGAGAUUGGAAUAUUGCUAAUAUGAAAAAGCAGAUCAUCAGCAAACAAUCUUAUCAGCUAUGUCCCCAAAAAGAUAUCAGAUCAAGUGCAAGGCAGUUUCAGUUUGUUUAUAGUGUUUGCCAUUAAAAAUGAGCUUUUUAUCAAAAGGAAAAGCUGCUUUGAAUUGGACCUAGGUUAAACACUAGGAUUGAAUCUGUCAGUGUAAGUGCUAAAUGUAUUUUUUAAGUAAUGUUAUUUUUGUGAUGCUUCAUUUCAUAUUUUGUCUUUGUUGUAUAAUCAAGUCAUCUCCUGAAUUACAGUAUCUUCAUUUUUAUGUUACCCCUGAUGUUUCUAUUAGCCAAAAUGUUAACUUUUUUUUUUCUUUUCCCUCCUUAAUGUACAUACACACCUCAUUUCUCUUUUUCAGUGACUGUGCCAUGAGCUUUGUAAUCAGUUACUCUGUACCAGUUUUACUGCAAUAAUGAGUUGAAUUCAAAAUGGCAACUCCUGUCCUUUGUUGUCCCAACAAUAGAAGCAUUUCUCUCCUUCCUCAUCAUAGCUAACCCUAUUUAAAAGAACAAAUAUACUUGGGUAUACUCCACAUGUGAGCACUAACAAACAACAGUAGCACAGCAAAUUUGAAAUUUGGUACAUUUAAGUAAUACUAAAUUUAAUUUGUAUUUUUUCACCACAAAAGAAUUAAAAAAAACAAAAACAUUUUCAACACUUUAUACAAAUGAUCAGUAAGGAUGCUAACAUUACUUCUUUUGCAAUCAAAGGAGCCUCUUUUGAUGUUUUUAACCACUAUGUGACGAAGAAAUUAAACUUUUCUAAUGCCCACUGCCAGAAGAAAAAACUGUUUAAAACUCCUGCCAAUGUUUUAACAUUCUUCUUGCUCAGUGUUUCACUUAAGGCAUUAAAUAUUUUCCAAUUUUAUAUUCAUUAGUCAGUAGAAAUUAUUUAUACUGAAACAUAUGUCUCAGUUUUUGAAAACUAAAGUUUAAUUAAUUUAUUCUCUGCAUCUAAACUUUUUGGACCAAACCAGUAUUUUAGUUUUUAUUAAGUUGUGCUGAAAAAGGUGACAUUGCGUUACGUUGAGUUAAUAAAUUGUAGUUCACAGAUUAUUUAAAACUCCACAGGGGUCUGUGAACUGAUGACCAUGUCAACAAACAAAAGAAAAUAAAAUAAAACUUUAAGCAAAAAGAUUUUAUCAUUUUUGAGACAAUCUUUCUUUGAAAGUUAUAAUUAACUACUUCAGAUGUAUUAAAUCAUGUGCUAUUAGUUCUCAGGAAAGCCACAGUGAAUCAAUCAGUUUUCAUUUCUUCUGAAUUAUGCUUACUGGUGAUGGUUUUCAGUCAGUUAUAUACAUUCUCACCCAACGUCAUUUUAUAAGAUAGAUAUCAGUAUCAUAUUUGUUCACCCAUUACAGACUGAGGAACAGGAUGUAUUUAGUCUUACUUAGCACAAAGACUCCAAGCAGGUGGGAACUGCUAGCCUAACUGCUAGCCUCCAAAAAAAAAAAAAGAGAAAAAAAUACAACAUGAGCAACUCUAAAGCUGUCCGAUCUAUAUAUUUUAUAUUUUAGAUAACAGCCUAGUCACAGAUCCAUCCCAUUAUUAGCUCACAGUGGGGAGAGGACUUUUGAGAUGCUUUGUGCACUCAUUACACCCAGUGGUGGUUGGUCAGCAAAUAGCUCCAUCUAACUGCUGCUAAGAAAUCACAGGGUCUACUCUUCACAUUUCUACUUCUAUACCUGGUCAGUAUUUCCAAACAUGUAAACUGGACAAACAUGAAGUAAAUACUGAUUUACUGGAAUCCAAACAGACCACUAGGAGUAAGUAAGAGAGUAGGUGUUUGAGAUUUAGGUGAACUGAUCAUGUAAGAUGAUCUGAGUAUGCAUGACUACUAUACUGUACUGGAUUUAUGAGAUACCAUUUCUGUGAGUCCAUUAACGUUAUCCUGGACAACUGCAUCCACCUAAGCCGUGUUUGAAGGGAGUUUUGCCAAGAAGAUAACAUCUGCAUUAGCCCACCUACAAAGCUCAGAUUGAUGGAUUGUUUGUCCAGAGCAGUUCAAAAAGACAUCAAUGAGAACAGCACACCUGUUGGAAGGAACAAAUCAGACAUCAGGCAAUUGGUUAGGAACCAGGAUGCAGUUUAAUAAUUUCACUGCCCAACUGUCAAAGAGAAAGAGCAAUUUAAAUAUAAAUCGGUAAUAGCAGGAAGGAAUUAAUUCAAUUUAUUGCAGUUCAGUAUUAAUUGAAGCCCCUUGGCAUACAGUACACUGGACUGUGUAGUUUUCAGCAGCAGUAGGCACAAACAAACAGUUUACCGAGAUGAUGCUGACUCAUCUUCUUACUCAGUUCACCAUGUUCUCUCUGUGAGCGCUAUUAGUCAUUUUCAAAGACAUGCUUCAUUUUUCAGUAUUAUAAUCAUUACGUAAGGUGAAAAUAUAUGAACUGUUGCCUUUUUACUUUCUUCUUGUUCCUUGUGAUGCAGUUCAGCUGAAAAAAUGGAAAACAAACAAACAACAACAAAAACCACAUGAAGCAGAAUUACGCUGUUAUCAGUGCCUGGGCUUUUUUUCCUUUUCCUUUUUUUUAAGCUUUCUUUGCCUACAACUCCUUUUCUAUGGAGUAGACUUAGUUCCUCCUAGUUACUGGCACAAAAAUGAAACAAAAUCAAUCAUGAAUUAAAUAUACUGGCUUGUUUUUUGCAGGGGCAAUCCUUUUAUACAUGAGUAUUGAGGAGAACAAUUAAAGAAAAAACAAAAAUCAGAUUAUUGUAUGAAAACAGAAAAUUAAAUGAAAUUAUUCACUUUGUAAUUUUUUUGAAAGCGUGCAAAAAUGAUGAAGAGAAUUUGUUACUUUUGUUAUAUUUCUAAGAUGCUUUAUUUGACCAUGUGUUACUGAAGAUGAGCCUGUGAGGUUUUGUGUGUGGCAGGUCCCAGUUAGAGGCAGUAAUGUGGGAUGUUCCAUCCAAACCGGCAACUAAUGACAUUACAAAAUAUCAGACAAAAGAUGACAGUUAAAAAAAAAAAAUAAUAAAAAAAAAAUCCAGCGUGUGGCUGAGUGCCUCAAAUCUGGGUGCACGUGUUCUUUUCUACACUUCCAUUUUCUUAGUUAUUCUGAGUAAUGUGUAUACUUUUACUUUAUUUUUAUGUUACUUAAUUAUUACUGUCCCUAUGGUUGCUGUUAUUGUUGAUGUUGUUAUUAUUACACUUUGGUUUUAUUCCAGAUCAGUGGAGACGUUGGGGAGCAGGUUCUUUUUGAUUUCUGUGCUGAGGGUUUUAUUCUCCUCGUACCAGCCCAACAGUUGGCCAUUCGUUGCCUGUUGGUUCUCAUCUUGUAGUGAUUCAAUGAGGUUCAUGUUCAUGACCGUUCUGUAGCAAUAAAUGUGCCAUUUUUAUAAUGCA